Messenger RNA from Scatophagus argus, 1433 nucleotides. It is a transcript of the gene gabarapa, whose product is annotated as GABA(A) receptor-associated protein a. Gene Ontology annotation, cellular component: autophagosome; cytosol; autophagosome membrane. Gene Ontology annotation, biological process: autophagy of mitochondrion; autophagosome assembly; macroautophagy. The transcript has 4 exons. NCBI's taxonomy places the organism in Eukaryota, Metazoa, Chordata, Actinopteri, Scatophagidae. The coding region runs from base 145 to 513 and encodes 122 amino acids. Gene Ontology annotation, molecular function: ubiquitin protein ligase binding; GABA receptor binding. The record is from RefSeq and is a predicted model, not a curated record.
CCCUAGGAAAACAGCUGUGCAGCUAAAGCUAGUUAGCAUCGUUUGUUUGUGUCGUGUGUGUCAGCGAUUCGAGCCGUUCCUUGAGCAAAGCGAUAUCGUUCAACUUCGGAGUGACCGACUUGUUGUCUGUCAUCUCUUUUAACGAUGAAGUUUCAAUACAAAGAGGAGCACCCUUUUGAGAAAAGGCGGUCCGAGGGCGAGAAAAUAAGAAAGAAGUAUCCCGACAGGGUACCUGUAAUUGUGGAGAAAGCCCCCAAAGCCAGAAUAGGAGAUCUGGACAAGAAGAAAUACCUUGUCCCCUCUGACCUGACAGUGGGCCAGUUUUACUUCCUCAUCCGGAAAAGAAUCCAUUUGAGAGCUGAGGAUGCUCUCUUCUUCUUUGUAAACAACGUCAUUCCACCCACCUCAGCUACCAUGGGACUGUUGUACCAGGAGCAUCAUGAAGAGGACUUUUUCCUCUACAUUGCCUACAGUGAUGAAAGUGUGUAUGGGAGCAGCCAAAGGGAAAUCUGAUCCCACUACCACCCCGCCCCACCCCCUCCAACCACUACCAACCUUUCUGAGACCUCCACCAUUCAUUCAUUUAAAUAUUAAAUCCAGCUCAGCAGCCUAGAGUUCCCAGAGUAAAAUAUGUCAGAUGCACUUUCACCCCCAUACAUUACCCCUGUCCCAUCCAUUUAUGUCUUUAUUAUUCUGCAGUCUGAAUUGUAUUUGCCUCCAGUUUUCUUUUCAGUAACGACUUGGGUUCAGUGGUCUCGUGGCCAGUUACUUUUCCAGUGUCAUAAUUAAUCAUAUUUUACUGAAAACAGUGAGAAAGAAUAAUAAAAAAAUGUUAGGCCGUAAUUAUAGGCAUGCCCAGGGUUAGGGGAAGAAAGGCACGCUAUAUGAGUUCAAAUUAAUUCUUACUGACAGUUAAGAUAGGUAUUAGCUGUUUAUUGUUUGCUGGCUUGCAGGGAGACAAAGUGUGUUUUGAGUUUAGGGUAGGAAAUCGAUAGGAUCUUCCGGCCAAACGCGGGUUAUUUUUGGUAUCUGGCAGAAUAAAGGAUAACUGUUUUGCAGCAGUUCUUUUUCAUAGAAAAAGUUGCUAGGUGAUUUUAAAAAAAAAUCACCUGGUUCUGAAGUCUGUGAAUGGAAAUUUAGUGUGCUACCCCAUAUCUGACCUUUGCAAGGAGUAUAAUAGAAUUCAGACUUAACAAUCAUCCUCUGCUUUCAGUGGUAAGACUAUUAUGUUGACUGCUUCUAUGAUUAUUGUUGUUAUUGUUAAUUUUAGAUGGCUUAAUUUCUAAAGGUAUUGUAAAGCUGAGUGAAAUUUUCUUUUUUUUAAGUUUGUCUCCUUUUUUAAGAAAAAAAAUAUUUGAACUCUGUAUACAGCUGCAUUACUGGCUCUUUCUCUCCACUCAUGACCAUACAUGAUAAAAUGUGAUGAAAAACUA